Messenger RNA from Zootermopsis nevadensis, 2986 nucleotides. The record is from RefSeq and is a predicted model, not a curated record. Lineage: Eukaryota; Metazoa; Arthropoda; Insecta; Blattodea; Termopsidae.
ACAUUCUGUAAAUUACAACUAGUCCCUUCAGGUCUUUAUACAGGGCUAGUCUAAAUGAUGUUCCCGAUUUGAAACACAUGUUACUCACGUUUAAUGAAAUUCAGAUGCACAAAAUUGGUACCGAUGGAAAGAGAAACUCGUCCCUUCUUCCACUCGUUCCCUGCCUGUUUGCUCUAUGUGCCAAUCACUCCGUGUUUCAGAUGUACCUGAGCUACAUGAGUCGAAGCAGCUUGCCACCACCUUUUAACCUGAUCCCCACCUGGCAAGGUGUGUCCUCCAUAUUUGAGUGGUUACAGGCUUUACUGAUAAGGACGCCUGGGAAAAAAGCCAAGUUCUCAUUUACAAACUUAUGCUAUGUGGUUAUCGACCAAACGGAGGACAAGGAAUUGUUCUCAGAGCUCAUGCCUACGCUGUGCCAACGCUACUUCAAACGCACGGAGCCGGCGACGAGCAGCCAUUGCUAUCAGUUCACGAAAGGGCCCAGUCGCGGGAACCGCUCCGCUUUCAAAAAAGAGAAGAAGUUUUUCAGUCUUGUAGACGAAGGAGACGUGAACGCGGUGCAGAAAUUCCUUGAAGAGAAUCCGGGAUUCGAUAUAAAUUGUGUGGACUUCAAGGGCGUGUCGGCUCUCCUACUGGCGGUCCACAACCACGACGGAGGAAUGGUCACCUUUCUUUUGGAUCAGAAAGAUAUCCUCCUUUCGGACUGCGCGCUGCAUGCAGUGAGGGAAGAUCAACCCAGCAUCCUUCUGCUGCUCCUGGACAAGCUGGAGGACAUCGAACGCGGUCUAGAGUUCGCGGGUUGUCCCGACAGCGCAUACUUCCCCGAGUACAUGACACCGCUGAUGCUGGCCGCCCAGUGCGACAACUACGAGAUCAUAGGAAUGCUACUGGAACGGUGUCAUACAAUCCAUCAUCCACAUCACCCCAGAUGCUCCUGCGCCUGGUGCCGGGAAAAUCUGAAGAAGAACGAGGACAGGCUAAUGGCGUCCAAAAGGUGUCUGGACACGUACAAAGCCAUUAUCAGCCCGGCCUACAUCUGCCACAAAUCCACGGACCAAAUCCUUACGGCGUUCAAACUGAACAAGGAACUGAUGGACUAUGCAUCCACUGACCUGGAGUUACGUGUGUUCUACCUGGACCUUGCCAAACAAGUGCGAAGCUUCGCCGCAGAUCUCAUAGAUUGCUGCAACAACCCAGAGGAAGUAGAGUAUGUACUGAAGCAACGGGCAGGUUGCGAUGUAAAUUGGCGCGUGAAGUUUCCACGUCUGUCUCUUGCAAUGGACCUCAACCAAAAGGAAUUUGUGGCGCACCGGAAAGUUCAAGAGGUGGUAAAAACAGCCUGGUGUGGGAAUUGGUACUCAUGGCGCCGGCUAUCCGAAUUCGUCAAGUUCCUGAACAUCUUACUGCGGAUAAUUGGGUUCCCCGUCUGCGCAGUUAUAUGUUUAGUAGCACCCACAAGCAUACCGGGAGCCUUCCUGAAUUCGCCCAUCAACAGAAUGUUGAACAGCUUCGCUUCCUACAUAGUCUUCCUGACUUGUGUGUUCAUGGUGUCGAACCAGGAUAAGACGAACCAUAUAAGGGGGCCGCUCGACAUAGGAUUCGAAGUAGCGGUGCUUGUGUAUGUGGUGUCCUAUAUAUGGAGCUCAAUCAGACUCUACUUGCGAGAAGGACCUCAGGGCUUCUUCUCAUCCUUGACGAACUGGUACGACUUGCUGAUGGAGGCCCUCUUCGUAAUUGCUGCUGUCUUCAAGAUCUUGGCGUACAUCGACAUGCAGAACUCCAACCUCGCGAACGAGGAGAGAAAGUACUGGGACCACCUGGACAACACCCUCAUCGGCGAGGGUUUCUUCGCACUUGCAACCAUUUUCGCGUACCUCCGCCUGCUGCUGCUCUUGCAACUCAACCUUCAACUCGGCCCGCUGCUGGUGUCCCUGGGGAAGACGUUCAAGGACAUGGCGAGAUUCGUCGUUCUCAUGUCGCUAAUAAUGUUGGCAUUCUGCGCAGGUCUGUGCAAAUUCUAUCAGUAUUACGAUGGAAUGAUACUACGGGACGUAGUCAAGGGCAUUGAGUUCGUGCAGGUGAGCUCAUUUGUCAGUGUUAAGGAGACCUUGAAGACACUUUUCUGGGCCAUCUUCUGCAUGAGCCCAGUAGAGUCAGCGGACGUGGUCAUUGAGAACCUGUCGGGUCCAGACGAAGGCGAGAUUUUGUUCAACAGACAUGAGUUCACGGAAGCAGUGGGACACAUUUGCUUCGCGGCUUUCUCUAUGCAGAUAUCACAGUCUGUGUACCUGAGCUACAUGAGUCGAAGCAGCUUGCCACCACCUUUUAACCUGAUCCCCACCUGCCAAGGUGUGUCCUCCAUGUUCGAGUGGUUAGGGGCUUGCUGUAGACCGAAGCCUGGUAAAAGAGCCAAGUUCUCAUUUACACACUGCUGCUAUAUGGAAGUCGACACUCCAGUGGACGAGGAACCACCUGCGUCUUUCAUGUCUACGCUGUGCAAACGAUUCUUGCAGAAGAGGGAGAAGGAAAUGAGACAGGAGGCUGAGAAGGAGCUAGAAUCGCUGGAGAUGAGCAGCUCACAGCGCAGCCAGGAUUUCAUUACGAACUCAAUGGACAAAAAAGAAACCUCAGUUCGGGGAGGAAUCGAGGGUAAUAUGGAGGUACAUAAAACACAAGACAUGGUUACAGCAACUGAGGAAGCAGAUGAAUUAUCGAUGUACGGCAAGUACAUUGUAAAUCAACUGCGAGGGUUGAAAGACAAAUACGCUCGUACAAAUGCUCAAAAUUACAUUGAAGAAAUACUGCACAAAGCAAAGGAGGGGUUUUACGCAGAAAAAUAAUAAAAGCACUUCGAGGCAACUGCCAGAACCACCUUCUUCUGAGCAAAAACACACGAAUUUCUUUGUUUUUUUUUCAACGCUUGACGUCUGCUGCUGCUCGGAUUGGACCCUAUCUGACAAUAGAAUUAUCGUUUGCCGUUAACAAA